AUGUUUCCAGAGGUCCCAAAUCCCAGAAUCCUCAGAAACGAAGAACUAAAGCCGGCUCCAUGGGAUUUUAAACGAAUCUGGAACAAUUACUGGAGGUUGAACAUGGUCAUGUAAGCCAAUUAUUCAUAAAUGUUUGUUUAGUACCGACUUGAAGGAGGUGGCCCACAGCCGGCUCGAGGUUAUAGAAACACGAGAAUGGAGGCGGCCAGGAAGCGUGGAAUACGUCAAUCAACUUCCCAACCUCGAUAUCGCUUGA
Molecule: messenger RNA, 256 nt
Organism: Bursaphelenchus xylophilus (pine wood nematode)
Lineage: Eukaryota; Metazoa; Nematoda; Chromadorea; Rhabditida; Aphelenchoididae
Source: the annotation of a GenBank genome assembly